Messenger RNA from Harpia harpyja (harpy eagle), 1878 nucleotides. It is a transcript of the gene OLIG2, whose product is annotated as oligodendrocyte transcription factor 2. Lineage: Eukaryota; Metazoa; Chordata; Aves; Accipitriformes; Accipitridae. The coding region runs from base 106 to 981 and encodes 291 amino acids. The record is from RefSeq and is a predicted model, not a curated record. The transcript is spliced from 2 exons. Gene Ontology annotation, molecular function: DNA-binding transcription factor activity; protein dimerization activity. Gene Ontology annotation, biological process: oligodendrocyte cell fate specification; myelination; regulation of DNA-templated transcription.
GCAAGGUGCGCGCUGCUGCCGUGCUCGCCCGUCACGGCGCGCCGCUCCCCACGGCCGCCCCGCGCACGGCAGCCCGCUGCGCGCCGCCGUCCCGCCCGCCGGGCCAUGGACUCGGACGCCAGCCUGGUCUCCAGCCGCCCGUCCUCCCCGGAGCCCGAUGACCUCUUCCUCACGGCCAGGAAUAAAGGCAGCGGCGGGGGCUUCACGGGCGGCACCGUGUCCAGCUCCACGCAGAGCGACUCCCCGCCGGAGCUGAGCGCCGAGCUGCGCAGCGCCAUGAGCGCUGCGGGGGUGGUGGUGGUGGACAAGCUGGGCUUCAAGUCCUCGUCGUCCUCCUCCUCCUCGUCCUCCUCCUCCUCCUCCAAGAAGGACAAGAAGCAGAUGACGGAGCCGGAGCUGCAGCAGCUGCGGCUGAAGAUCAACAGCCGGGAGCGCAAGCGGAUGCACGACCUGAACAUCGCCAUGGACGGGCUGCGGGAGGUGAUGCCCUACGCCCACGGCCCGUCGGUGCGCAAGCUCUCCAAGAUCGCCACGCUCCUCCUGGCGCGCAACUACAUCCUCAUGCUCACCAACUCCCUGGAGGAGAUGAAGCGCCUGGUCAGCGAGAUCUACGGCGGGCACCACGCCGGUUUCCACCCCGCCGCCUGCCCCGGCGGCAUGGGCGCCCACUCCGCCCCGCUGCCCGGCCACCCGGGCCACCCCGCCUCGCACCCCGUCCACCACCCCAUCCUGCCCCCCGCCGCCGUCUCCAGCGCCUCCCUGCCCGGCUCCGGCCUCUCGGCCGUCAGCUCCAUCCGACCCCCCCACGGGCUCCUCAAGUCGCCCUCGGCCGCCGCCGCCGCCCCGCUGGGCACCGGCUUCCAGCACUGGGGGGGGAUGCCCUGCCCCUGCAGCAUGUGCCAGGUGUCGGCCCCGCCGCACCACCACGUCUCCGGCAUGGGCACCGCCAGCCUCCCCAGAUUAGCCACCGACACCAAAUGAGCCCCUCGGCGGGGCCGCCCCGCCGCGCCCCGCGCCGCCCCGUCACCUCCAGGACCUACGGACGCGCCCCCGCGGCGGCAGCGGGUCCCCCCCCCGCCCCGCUCCCGGGGCCGCCGGAGGGGCGGCGGGAUGGGACGGAGCCCGGCCUGGGCUCUGCCCUGCUUCCCCAGCGGCGGGGGAAACCGCCCCGACGCGAGCGAGCGCCCGCGCAUCCUCUUUAUUUUUAAUUUCACGUUGUUGUCGGUAACUUCGCUAGGAGGGGGAGGUAGUCCUAGGCUCGUCGCGAAUGGAGGAACCAAAACUGCAGAGGGGUUUUUGCUCGUUUGCUCGUUUGUUUGUUGUUUGUUCUCCCUCCGCCCCUCCCGGUUUCGUUGUUACACGUAAGAGCCUUAGGAGCCGUUUCUGGGUCACAUCCCGCCCUGGAAAGCCCAGCCCCGGAGCACCCGGCCGCCGCUUCGGGGACUCCCGGCUCUGGCGGGGAGCAGCGGGGCUCCGGGUGGAAGUGGAGCCGGGAAAGUCGGUUUAGUUCCCCCUUCCCCCGCCCGCCGUUUUUUCCGGUUUUCUUUCUGGUUCGGGAUUUGUAAAUAUACCGUUCAACGAUAACGACGCAAGUCCGCUCUGCCUGAGCUUUCCGUCCGUGCACUUGUACUGUGUAAGCCUCAUGAGUGAAUAAGGGGUCGGUUUGCCUUGAUUUCGUUGGUUUGGGUUCUUGGGGUUUGUUGGGGUUUUGUUUUUUGAAGCGUAUAACACGUUGGGUUUUUUUCGUUCCUGCCACCUUUAACAAAGUUUGAACUCUUUAAUGCUCUUUCUGUGUAGGAACUUUCACACUGUCCGUGUUGCAAUACUGAGAACUUGGGCUUGUUUCUGAAAUAACAACUUUUCUUAUCGCUGCCCCUU